CGAUCGCAGUGUGGCCGCUCGGUGCCGCACAGCGCUGGUGUGUGUGUACAACGGGAGCGCCAGUCAGUUGUUCUCGGAAUUUGUUGUGCGAAGGCAAGAGGAGCGCACAAUUAACGUACAGGCAGCAUAGCAGGCAACAUUGCCGGAAUCGACGGGAAUAAGCCUACUGUGCGUAUGUGAGUUUCCUUCAAUGUUUUAGAGUAGGCGCGCGCGCGUGCGUAUGUGUGUGUGUGUGUGUGCUUACACCCUCCGCAACAGUGUGAGAGAACGCGAGUGUGUGUUUGUGUGUGUGUGGGAGGGGGUCGUCCUGCAGUCAGCUGGAGGAUCCCGCCGUAUCAUCUACUCAGAACUUACGAGAUUUUAGAGGGAGAUAAAGAGAGAGAGAGAAAGGUUUGUUGUGUGUGCUAGAGAAAGACACACACAGUAAAGGAGGGUAUUGUCCCUUCCCCCCGCCACCGUGUGUGUGUGUAUGUGCUGCUGAAAAAGGUUUCCCGAUUUGUAUUUGAAUCCUCUUUCGCCUCUCUCAGAACUCGUUCCAAAACAGACACGAUGAGUGAACAAUUCACGCUCGACCACGAGCGGGCCGCCAUGGCCACAGAGAUGUUUCUGCAUUUCUGUGCCGCCACCACAAUGAAGCAGAUCCGGGGCCUGUACUGGAACAUGCUAGACACGAUCGGGCUGCGGCCCGGACCGUUGGAAGAAUUCUACCCCAAGAUGAAGGCGGCCAUCCGGGACUGGCGGGCGCAGGCACUGUUCAAGAAGUUUGAUGCCCGCGCCGCCCACAAGGUAUACUGUAAAGGCCGAGCGGCGAGCAAAACGCGCGUCCUGAUCGUCGGUGCCGGCCCGUGCGGUUUGCGCACCGCCAUCGAUGCCCAGCUUCUCGGUGCCAAAGUGGUGGUGGUGGAAAAGCGCGACAGAAUCAGCCGCAACAACGUGCUGCACCUGUGGCCGUUCAUCAUACACGACCUGAAGGCGCUCGGGGCGAAAAAGUUCUACGGCAAGUUCUGUGCCGGCUCGAUCGACCACAUCUCGAUCCGGCAGCUGCAGUGCAUCCUGCUGAAGGUCGCCCUGCUGCUCGGCGUCGAGAUGCACGAGGGCGUCUCGUUCGUGAAGGAGAUCGAGCCGGGCGACGGGUACGGGUGGCGGGCGUCCGUCUCGCCGGAGGACCACGCGGUGUCGCACUACGAGUUCGACGUGCUGAUCGGCGCGGACGGCAAGCGCAACACGCUCGAGGGCUUCCAGCGCAAGGAGUUCCGGGGCAAGCUGGCGAUCGCGAUCACGGCCAACUUCAUCAACAAGCGCACCGAGGCGGAAGCGAUGGUGGAGGAGAUCAGUGGCGUCGCGUUCAUCUUCGACCAGCCGUUCUUCAAGGCGCUGUACGAGAAGACGGGCUGCGAUCUGGAGAACAUCGUCUACUACAAGGACGACACGCACUACUUCGUGAUGACGGCGAAGAAGCACAGCCUGCUGCACCGGGGCGUCAUCAUCAAGGAUCUGAGCGACCCGGCCGAGCUGCUCGCCCCGUCCAACGUGGACAAGCCGAAGCUGUACGAGUAUGCGCGCGAUGCGGCCAACUUCGCGACCAAGUACCAGAUGCCGAACCUCGAGUUUGCGGUCAACCAUUACGGUACGCCGGACGUGGCCGUGUUCGACUUUACGUCCAUCUUUGCCGCGCACAACUCGUGCAAGGUGACGGUGCGCAAGAACUACCGGCUGCUGUCCUGUCUGGUCGGCGACAGCCUGCUGGAACCGUUCUGGCCGACCGGGUCGGGAUGCGCGCGCGGCUUCCUGUCCAGCAUGGACGCGGCGUACGCGAUCAAGCUGUUCGCGAACCCGAAGAACAGCCUGCUGGCGACGAUCGCGCAGCGCGAAUCGGUGUACCGGCUGCUCGGGCAGACGACGCCGGAAAAUUUGAACCGCGCGUUCGGCGCGUACACGCUCGACCCCUCGACGCGCUACAAAAACCUCAACAAAGCGUCCGUCCAGAUCGGGCAGGUCAAGCAUCUGCUCGACACGGACGAUCCGGCCCUGCUGGAGCAGACGUUCUUCGACACGAACGCGAUCGCGUCGGCGGUGUCGCCCGCGACCGAGCUGCCGGCGAAGCGCAAGCGGCGCACGGUCGACGUGGUGCCGCUCGGCGCCACGCUGCUGCGCUGGCUGAAGGCGCAGCUCAAGGACAGCGGGUUCGUGCAGGAGCUGGCCGAGCCGGCCGAGUGCUUCACCAACGGCAAGGUGCUCUGCACGCUCAUCCACCGCUACCGGCCCGAUCUGGUCAACCUGGAGGAGCUGGCCGACUUCAGCGCGGACGUGUGCAACGAGCACGCGUUCAACAUUUUCGAAAACCAGCUGGGCAUACCGCGCGUCAUGUCCGGCCAGGAAUCGGUCACGCUGGCCGGCGUCGAGCCGAAGGUGUGGCUCAACUAUCUCGAGCAGGUGUGCGACGUGUUCCGGGGCGAGGUGCCGCACGUCAAGCACAUCAAGCUCGACUACGCCGAGUUCAAGCAGAAGCAGGAAACGAACGUGGAGGCCUGGUCGAAGCUGGGCCGCAUGGCGGCCGUCCAGCGGAUGGCGGCGCUCGCCAGCGGCGUCCACCCGGCCGACAAGGACGGCGAGCUGCUGCACCGCGGAACCAAGGGCGACUGCAUCGUGCCGGUCGCGACCGCAUCCGGCCCGUACGGCGGUGGGGCUAACGCCGGUGCCGCCGCCGCCGCCGCCCGCCCCAACGCCAAGAACUACUACCACCCGAACGCGGAGGAGGAGCGGUACAAGCGGGGUGUGGGUGGGGUCGCAUCGCCGCAGAACGUAACGAUGCGGCGCAUGCGCAAGCGGCGCAGCAACGAAAAGUCCGGCAAUAUCGAGGAGCGCACCCGCCGUUUGCAGGAGAUCGAGGCGAACCGGCAGGACCGCCAGUCGAAGCGGCGCGAGCAGCGGGCCCAGCAAACGCAAAACUUCUACAAGAGCAUCCACAUGCUGCAGGCGAACACGCUGCUGCGCGAGAGCGACAAUGCUGGCGCGUUCGAGGACUACUCGCUCUACCUGUACCGCCAGUCAGCGCCGGUGUUUACGGACCGUGUCCGCGAGCUCGAGCUGAAGCUGCGCUACCCCGACCGUGAUCGGGGUCUAGCGGCAGCAUAUCCGCGCGGGCUGGCCGACGCCAGCGCCGAUCAGUUCAGCGAUCGCGUCCGCUCGAUGGAGCAGCGCAUCGACGGCAAGACGGUGCCGGUGGUGGAGAAAAAGCCGAAGGAUCUGCUGCGCGCGAUCGGCAAGAUCGACAGCAGCGACUGGAACGUGAAGGAGAUCGAGCGCAAGAUCGAGCAGUCGAAGAAGACGACCGACAUCGGCAAGAGCCGCGAGCGGGUGCCGAACUGGAACCGGGAGCAGUUCCUGGCGCGCCAGAACCGGCUGAUGCAGCCGCAGGACGACGAGAAGUAUCGCGAGAUCGACAGCUCGCUGAAGGCGAUCGACAAGCAGCUGAAAGAGGGCCACAAUCUCGACCUGGGCGAGCGGGGCAAGAACAAGGUCGCGCUGAUUGCGGGACAGCUGCAGACGUCCAACAAGCCGGGCAAGCAGCAGCAGCAGCAACAGCAGCAGCAGCAGCAACAGUCCGCUCAGCAGGCACCAAAAUCGAACCAGAAGGCACUGGUGCUGACCGCGAGCGGUGUGGCGGAAAAGUGUCACUACUGCAAGCAGCGCGUCUACCUGAUGGAGAAGAUCUCCGCCGAAGGGUUGACGCUGCACCGGUCCUGCCUGAAGUGUCACCACUGCCACACGAUCCUGCGCCUCGGCGCGUACGCGUUCGACCGGGACGACCCGGAGGGCCGGUUCUACUGCACGCCCCACUUCAAGCUGCCCGCCAAAACGCUCAAACCGCCGGCGGGCAAAGCGAAGGGACGGGCUGGGGCGGCGGCUGCCGCUGUCGCUCCCGUCAUUGGCCGCGUGUACGAUGCGAGCGAUGCGGGUGGCGGUGGCGGCUUGGUGGUACGGUGCGGCCCGAUCGGUACCGCCGGUGGUACUGCCGGCGGGUCCGCGGGCGAGACGGGCGGCGUCGGUGCGUCCACGGUCGACUAUCUGGCGCGCAACCGGACGCCCGACAACGACGACUCGGACGGCGACCCGAACAUGGAGGUGAUCGACGAGAACGAGUGGACGGACCGGAACUUCGGCACCGAGUCGGAGGUGUCCGAGGCCGAGCUGUCCAGCACGGACGAGUCGGACACGGACAGCGAGUCGGACUACGAGGAGACGGCGGACUCGCCGCUCGGCGCCCAGACGCUGCAGCUCGCGUCCGAGUGGAUCAGCGACAAGCGCUUCUCGAACCUGGUCGACAGCGACGCCGACUUCUACAGCUACUCGAGCGAAGAUGACGAUGCGGACUCCCAGACCGAAGGGGAAGAGCUGGCGCGGGCGCGCGAGAUGCGCCGCCAGGAGGUGAAGCUGAUGCCACCGCCCACCCUGCCGACCGAUACGGAAACGGAGAAGUGUCAGGUCGUCACCGUGCAGCAGGCAACCGUGGGCAAGGCUGCCCCAGCCCCGACCGGACCGGUGGAAAGUGCCGAGGAUCGUGCCAUCAAGGAGCGCAUGCUGCAGAAGCUGAGCGUGCGGGAGCAGUGGCUGCACGCGCAGCAGGGUGGUGCCGACCAGGCGCAGCCGCAACAACCGACCGGCCAGCAGACCGGUGCAGCAACCGGUGGUAGCGCGACCGAUUCGGCCAAAGUCAAAAGUACCUCCUUUUUCGGCGGCCUCAUGAACAGCCUAACCACACUCAUCAAACCGAAAUCACAAAUCUCACCACCAACAGCAAGCACCACCACAACACCAUCCCCACCACCACUACAACAACAACAACAGCAGGCGCCAUCACCACAGCAUUCGCCUCCAUUACGCUCGUCAUCCGCUUCCAUAUCGAUGCGACAGCCCGUCGCCACUAAUACAGCCUCACCGCAGCAGUCGUCACCGCAGCUUGCCCGCCCAGCCCCCGUUGUUCCACCGUCUCCGCGGGCGGUGGUAAAGAGUCAGACCGCCGCAGCGAUGCCGCCAGCCUCGCCGACCCCUUCGCACAAGAAGCUGGCCGGCCGCAGGCACAGCAAACCGGACGGCGGGUCGCCCCACAGCCAGCGGUCCACCGGCAACAGCCGCCGGUCGAGCCUGGCCCGGGAGGCGGCGGGCGACCCCGAGCCGGACGAGUUUCUCGCCCAGCUGAAGCAGGAGCAGCUCGAGGCGGAAAAGCGCUCCAAGCGGCAGGAGGCGAAAAAGUUCCAGAGCAACAUGCAGUCGAUCCGGUCCGCGGUGGACGGCGGCCCGAAGGUGGUCGGCGUCAAGAGCGAGCAGGACGUGGCCAAGUUCUUCGCGGAGAAGCAGAAGGCGCAGCAGCAGCCCCGCAAGCAGCUCCCGAACAAGGACGUUGCCGCGCUGCAGCAGGGCAACGGGCUGGCCCGGUACUUCCCGGGCGGGGCCGGCAAGUCAACCGGCACCACACCGUCGUCCGUCUCGAGCGUGGAAGGAUCGCCGGCCCUCGGGCGCAAGAAGCCGAGCGAUGUCGAUCUGGCCAAAUACUUUGGCGCAAAGGCCCCAGCGGGGACGCCACCGUCCUCGUCCGUCGUGUCGCCGGCCAUCUCGCGCAAGAGCAGCAUCGAAUCGCCCGGCCCGGUGCGGAAGCUGGCGCUCGGUGGGGGGGCCGUGCUGCCCCCGAAGCCGCCGGUUGUACCACUGCCGCCCAAGAAGAACAUACUCGCCUUCCAGCCGAUACGCAAGUCGAAAACGGAGGCGGCCCUACCGGCGUCCCAGCCGAAGGUGGCGAACGGUGCCGCUGUGAAGCCGCCGAAGCCGACCGAAUCGCCUGUGGUGCGCCGCAAGGAGGAGCCGGCCGCUGCCCAGAAGCAGCAGGAGCAACCGAUCGAUCCGGACGAGCAGCUGUUCGAGGCGCUGCUGCAGGACGUAAACGACGAGCUGGUCGACACGUUCGAGGCGAUCGUGGAGGAGUCGCGGUCGAACAAAUCGAGCCCGAAGCAGACGCGCAAAAACGGCAAAGCGGCCACGGGCCCCACGGCCCGCAAAGAUUCGCCCAAGAAGGCGAAGAAACCGGCGAAGGAGUCGAAGCCGGCUGCGCCGCAGCAGACCGUGCCGAAGCUGACCAUCAAGCGGCCCGCGUUUAAGAUAGCGAUGCCGGUGAAGAUGCAGGAAACGCUCGAGGAGAUCUAUCUCGCCAGCCUGUCCAAGCUGGACACGCGCUCGUCCUCGCUGAUCGAUCUGACCAACCACGGCGCGGAGGAGACGGUGGAGGCAGCGGUGGAAGCGGGCGGCAAGCAGGCAGUAGCAGCAGCAGCAGCAGCAGCGCCCACCGCCCUAGGUAAAGUGGUGGAGGAGGAGCCGCAGGGAGACGGGGAGCGAAGGUCGAGCUCGGGGGGUUCGAGCACCUUUCGUUCCGGCGCCUCCCAGCCCAGCACCGAUGUACUUACUUUGCAGCCCUUUCAGGACCCGCAGCAGAAGAAGCGGAAGCCGCAGCAGGAACAGCCGCCGAAAGCGACGCCCGAGAAAGAAUCGGUGGUGGCGCUCGCAGCGCAGCCACCACCAUCCGCGAAGGCAGCGACGGCGAAGACGAGCGGGACAACAUCGCCGGCAGUGAAGCUGGCGCCUGGAGCGGCGAGAGCGGGCGCAGCAGCGCCCAGUCAGAAGGCUGGCAGCCCGGCGAGCUCGGCAGCAGCAGCAGCAGCAGCAGCAGCAGCAACGACAGCAACUCCAGCACCUCCUCCUUCUGGCACGCCGACCGCAUCGAGGAAGGUGAUUUCUAGCGUGCAGAUCUCGCUGAAACCGUCCGCCGAACCGCCCGAACGUCCGAGCCCGAGCAAGCCGGCCGCGCCGAAGUCGGCGUUCGCCGCCGUCUCGAAGGAUCCGCUGUCGCAAAAAUCCAUCUCCAUGCUCGAGCUGCACCGUGCGCCGACGGUGGAGGAGAAGCAGCAGAGGGUGCGGCAGGAGGAGACGAAGAGGCAGGUGGUGUGCAAUGGGCUUGCGACGCCCCCGACCAAGCGCAAGCAGCAGCAGCAGCAGCAGCAGAGUAAGAAGCAGCAAGAAGUCGCGUCGCCUGAGCAGAAACAACCCGAAAAGAAGGAUGGCAAUAAUCCCACGAAACCAGAGGUGCAGGUGGAGGCGGCGUCGCCACUGCCAGCACAAGCCAACAGUGUCGUUCAGCCGGGCCCGACGCCGCCCCAUACCCGCUGCCGUACGCUUUCCUCCGACGAGCAGUGCUUCGAGGAGCUGCGCAAAAAGCACGAAGCCAUAUUCGCCAACCAGCAGCAGCAGCAGCAGCAGCAGCAGCAGCAGCAGCAGCAACCAAUCACCAAAGCACAGCCAGAGCGAGCGCCCGAACCGCCGAAAACGCUGUCGGACGUGCGCAGCGCGCUGCUCACGGUGCAGCCCGCUGCGCCCGAGCCGGACGAUCGCAUCGAUCCGCACUAUCGCGAGGGCAUCAACCAGCUCGUGAUGGAGCUGAUGCCGGGAGUCGCCCUCGACGAGGACGUGCCGGUGCCGCGCCAGCGCCAGAAGUCCUCCUUCCACAAGGAGCUGCAGAAGCUGCAGCGGGCCAACUCCGCACUAGUUGCGGCUGGUCCUUCGACCACGAUGGAGCCCAAGAUGGAGGUGAUCCGAACGCCGAGCGUUAAGUCGAGCCAGGCGGAGAAGCGGCAGGGCAGCGAGGAGAAGAUGCAAAUUCGGCUCGAGCGCUCGACCCAAAUCAAGGAGCAGUACGUGAAGAAAGGCAGCGCGGUGCUGCCGUCCUCGGUGGUCAGUGCCGCUGGACAGAGCGCCUCCUCGGCAGCGAAGAGCAAAUCCUUCGUCAUGCCGAACGUGCCGGCGGACAUUGAUCGCCAUCGGGGCAUACUGAGCCGCGAUGCGGAGGUGAAGGUGAAGGAGGUUGCUGGCAAGCGGACAGAGGUGGACGAGUUUGAGGAUCUGCUGCAGAAGAUUGGAGACGAUGUGGCGGCGACCGGGGAUAUUGAUCUGGACGAACUUUUGGCAGAGGAGGAGAAGCCGAAACCACCGAAGGCGCCGACAGUGGAGAAGAGGACGGUUGAAAAGAAGGUAGACAACCUGCCGGUAGGUAAUAAGCAGGGUCCGACGAAACAGGAACCAUCUGGUCCAUCUUACAGCAACAGUAAGCGUAGCGUAGAGUCCGCCACCAGCGUCUCCACAGCAGCGAGUAGCUCAGGCUCCACCAAAACCACCGCCAGCCGAGGCAUAUCGGAGGCCAAGCUCAACGAGACAAUCUCCCAGCUCACCGACAAAUUGCAGCAAUCGCGUGCCAAAGCUGCCAAAGAGCAGGACCACUCGAAGGAUGCGUUUGCGGCCCUGUUCAGCGCGACCGACGCCUCCCAGACCGAGCUGGACCUGUUCGAGGAGCUGUGCAAGCGGGAAGAGCCCGAGCCGAAACAGAACCGGUCCGAUCUGGUCGACAGCUCGACGCUCGCCAAACCUGCCGCCGGAGGCACCAUCAUGCCGGACGUGAUCAGCUCGACCAAGAAGCCCGAGCCGAAGCCGCUGCAGAUCCUCGACCACAUGGAAUCGCUCAAGAAGACGGCGGCGAUGCCGCUGGUGCCACCGCCGCAGACGAUCCAGGUCUACACGCUGCACACGAGCGCGGACGGGGAGCAGCCGGUGCAGCCGCAACCGUCCACCCAGGGCAUGUCGGGCGACUACGCCCACAUCCUCAAAGACAUCACGUCCGGGCUGGUCGGUGCGGACUUUGCCGCGCCGGUCGUGUACGAACCGCCGGCACCGGCACGCCGCGACCGCACCGACUUCCAGGCCUACAAGCAGCUGCUGGAGGAGAAGGCAUCGCGCGAGGAACCGAUACCGGUGCCGCCCUCCGGUCCGCCGGAGUCGCAGCCCCAGCGUCCGCUCCGGCGGCAGAAGAAGAUCGACCGCACCGAGACGAGCACCUCGCCCAUCCCGACGGCCGCCCGGGCUGCAGGUCGUGCCGCGUUCGACAACUCGCUCUGCAUCGAUCCGUGGCGGGCGCGCAAAUCCGCCAGCAUCGAGAACGUUGCGAUCGAGCAGGUGUUUGUGAAGCAGAACGAUGCGGUCGUGGACACGUUCUUCGUCGUGCCGGACAGCCGGCAGCGCCAGCCGAGCGCCUCGUCCAAGCUGCGGCGCUCCAAGUCGUACGACCGGUUGGCGGUGCCCGGCAGUGGCCAGCGCAGGAGCUCGCUCAAGCAGAAGCAAUCGCUGGACGAGCUGCGCGACUUCGGGUACGAUGUGGAGCCGUCAGCGCGGUCGCGCCAGCUGGUCGAUCCGCGCCUGCGCCACCUCGAGCUCGAGCUCGGCUCGGACGAGGAGCUGGCGAAUCUGCGCGACCAUCCGGCCCGCCGCUGGCAGACCGAUCGGGCGAACAAGUCCCGCAAGAACCGCUCACUCACGGAUGUGGCGAGGGGAGCAGGGAAGGAGGGGCGCGCGGUGGAGCCGCCGAAGGUGGACAUUGAUCGCGAGUCGCCCCGGCCGCGCACGACCGACUUCUCCAAGUGGGAGGCAAUACUGGACCGGGGCGUCACGUACUACGAGGGGGGCGCGAAGCCGAAGCCGGACGUGAAGGCGCUGGAGAAGCGCAUCGAGGAUCUGGAGGUGCGGCGGGCCCGGCCCCUGCGCCGCAAGGCCAUCCCGAAGGGCUACGAUCCGGACGAGUACGUGCCGCGCAUCAAUCGGCGCGGGGCGGACCUGUACGACUAUCCCGAUCCGACGCUGCCGCGUGACUACGACCCGGAGGAGUACAUCCCGAGGGCGACCCGUGCGGCCCAUGCGGGGGUAGCGUCGCCGCCCGACCAGCCGCUGCCGCGUUCGUACGACCCGGACGAGUACGUCCCGAGAGCGAACCGGCGGGAGGCCGCGUGCUACGAGGUGCCGGUCGCCGUGCAGCGUACGCCGGCCAAGUACUACAAGGAGCCGUACUACCCGGUGGAGGUGGAGAUGCCACCGGCGACCUCCCACUACGGCACUACGGUGCCGCUGGGGCGCUCGAAAACGGCCGGCCACGUGCCGACAAUCACGUUCAGCUCGAGGGAGCUGCCGCGGGACAUCGCCCGCACGCAGUACGCGCGCCGGUACGAUGCCGAGGAUCGGCACAUCGUCGACCGCAGCCAUCGGCUGCACGAGAAGACGAACAAGUUCAUCCGCACGCAGCUGACGCGCAACGACCCGAACCCGUACAUACGCGAGAUGCUCGAGAAUGACAGCGAGGAGGAGUACUCGCACCACCAUCACCAUCCGACGGCUAGCGGCGUCGGCGGCGGCUACCAUCAUCCGCGCUCGGCCGCACUGGGCUACGGGACUGCGGGCUCGUCGUACGGCAACUCGGGCGCGGCCGCCAUGAGCCGCAUCCAGACGAAGGCCAUCACGCAGCCGUCCCGGAUGCUGCAGUACGGUGGGCGCAAGGACUAUCCGACCACUACUACUGCUUCCGGGUCCGUUGGUGGAGGCGGUCGGUCGGUCGCGUCCAGCAGCUACGACCAUCGGCGACGUGGAGCAGGCGAUACGUCGCGCACGCGCGACAACUGCAACAUUUCCGAUCAGACCAACACGACCAAGUUCCUCUACCCUGUCGAGUGCAGCCUGUGUGCUCAACCCAUCCUCAUCUCUGUGCUCAUCUACCUGUGCACCAUCCAGCGUGUUUCUGUUUCUUCGUACGUGUUCGGUGCUUCCAACUCGGAGGUAAACUCGACGGAAAUAUCGACCGACUCGGAGUUUGACGACGAGCAGCCGCAGCGGGUGCCGCCCUCGUUCCACCUGGAGUUUAAGCCGCUGGUCGAGGUCGACCCGACGAUCAAGCUCGUGCAGAACCGGGCGCCGCUGGCCGUGCCGCGGCCGGGCGACUACGUCCUGAGCAAGACGGCCAGCACCGAGGGCAUCGCGUCCAAGAAGAGCCUCGAGCUGAAGAAGAAGUACCUGCUCGGCGAGGGCACGACCGGGCUGGGCAUCCUCAAGUCCGGCUCGGCCUCGGCGCUCGACUCCAAGUUUAAAACGUUCCACUCGAACAUUACCGAGUGCCAGAAGCUGCUCAACCCGGCGGCGGCGGUACAGGUCAGUCCGACGCUGCAGCCGUUCCUGAAGGCGAGUGCGCCGGCGGCGCCGGUGCCAGUAACGCCGGUAGCGCCCGGCCCAACCGAGUCGGCCAACGACACGGAGAAGGAGAACGUGUACGAGGGCAAGCGGUCCGGCAAUGGGCAACCGAACGUGGUGGGAAGCGUGGGGGCCGGCGCUGCCAACAAGCGCUCCUCGCUGGUGGAAACGAUCAACACCACGCUGGUGGAGAACAAGCUGAACGAGAUCAAGUCGAGCGAGUGCUUCCCGGCCCUGCCGCCCAAGGAGGAGCCGCCGGAGCAGCCGCCGGUGACGUCACCGGCCCAGAACGGGUCGCCGGCAAAGCCGAGCGAGAGCAAUGGUCACCUGGACCAUGCCGCCAAGCUGAAAAACAGCAUCAACAACAACAACAACCACAGCAGCAACGGCACACAGAACAACAACAACCACCACCACCACACACCCGUCAACAACAAGGCCAACAACCACAACAACAAUAACAACAAUGGCGAAGAGGAGGAGGAGGUGGAGGUGAUCGAAAUCAUCGACAUAGUGACGCCGGAAAAGGGGAAGGCGACGACGGCGUCCCCGACCCAUCGCGAGGUGGCAUCCUCCGGGGCGACCCACGAGCCGAUCGCCGGUCCGGAGCGGAAGUACAUCGGUGCGCUGAAGCACGCGUACAUCGACCUGACGACCGAUUCGCCCAACUGUGACCGGUCGCUGGUGGAGACGACGCUCGAUUUCAGCAUCGCGCCCUCGAAGGUGGCUGGCGGCGGGGCUGGUGCUAUCGGCCCCGAGCGCCCCACCAACUCAAAUGCCAUGCCGGACCCGGCGUCGGGCAACGCACGGAACGACAGCAACGACAACACGAUCGAGCAGACGGCGAACGGCGGCUUGGCGGAGCGGCAGCCCCCGAAAGAGCAGCAGAGAGCGGUGGAGGAGGAAAGGGAGCAGGAGGAGGGAUGCCACGAGACGACGCUGCAGGUGCCGCUGGACGUGCCCUGGACCAAGCAGGAGGAGAUCGAGUCGGACAGCAUCUCCGAGUCGGGCUCGAACAGCAGCGGCAUCAGCAGUUCGAGCAGCUCGAGCAGCAGCUCGAGCAGCAGCACGUCGAGCGUGGAGGACAUACCGCACUUCAUACUCGACUCGACCACCAGCCCGGAGACGCAGCACGGGGACGAGCGGUUCGUGCCGCGACUCGAGGUGCGCGACGCAACGGGCGAGCUGAUGCAGAUCGACAGCCUGAUGAUCAUCGACGGCCGGUACAUAGGCGAUCCGGAGGACCUGAAGCUGAUGGAGCGGCUGCCGCCCGACACGCAGAUAGCGGCCCAGCUGCUGCAGGCCGAGAUGAACCAGGACAGCAUCAGCACGGUGGUGGAGAGUGCACCGGAGCACCCGGGGCAGGCGGAACGCAACGCCGACGAGCAGGUAGUACCAGCUGAAGAGGAGGAGGAGGAGGAGGAGCGUGCUAGCACACCGACACCGCCACCUGCCAAGCCGGAGGAGCCUGUGGCGGAGGAUCAAGCCGCCACCACCACCAAGGCUCCGUCUCUCUCUAACUUUGUCUCGCAGCGGACCGGCGGCUUCCGGUUCGAUUCGCUGCACGAGCACAAGCUCGACACGCUCAAGAACCUGCCGUUCGUGCUGGAGGCGCAGCGCAGCGCCGUGCCGCCGAAGCCGACCCAUCUCAGCCUGGCGGAGCCCAGGCCGCCCGAGAGCGAAACGGACGCGGAGCAGACGCCGAUGGCGGGCGAAAUGCUGCCGCCGCUGGUGGCCGUCGCCGCCACCCAGGACCCGGACUCGGACUCGCCGGACGACACGGAGGUGACGACGCAGAACAACCUCACCGAGACGGAGCUGUCCGACUGGGCGGCCGACGACGCCGUCUCGGAGAACUUUGUCGAUCUGGAGUUUGGGCUCGGGGCGGGCAGGGGCGCUACGGUGCGCCGCAACCAAAAGCCGAAGCAUCUGCGGCUGCCGGCCAAGCGCGACGGCGGGCCGAACGCAAGGGGGGCGGUGCUUCCACUGGCCGCCACUGCCCCGCUCGCGACCGAGGACGGCAUCAUACGGAAUCUGGCGCUGGAGGACAUCGAGUUCAUGGACACCGGCUCGGAGGAGGAAAGCUGCAUCGAGACGUACGCCACCACCAACCGGAUGGUGGUGAAGAACCGCGGCUACAUGGAGAUAAUGGAUCCGGCGGUGGAGGCCCAGCGGACGGUGUACCACCCGCCGCCGCCGGUGUACGGGUCCGCGGCACCGCUGGUCGAGGCGAUCAACAGCCAGGUUGCGGGCCGGCAGCUCGACUACAUCGAGCAGGGCGCGUACCUGCUCGCGGCGGACGACGCCAAGACGCCGAUGAACGAGGAGCCGCCCGGGAAGGGCACGUUCCCCGGGCUGCGGCUGGACGCCGACAUCGAGGAGGACAGCCUGCUGCUGGUCAGCUCGUCGCAGGGCACGGGCACGGCCACGGACAGCACGUACGGGGACAGCGACGCCACCACGAUCGUGGGACCGGCGCACUUGGAAGCCGGCGGCCGCCCCCUCGCCGGUGGUGCGGCCGUCGCAAGCCCGAAACCGUCGUCCGGCAGCAGUGGCCGGGGCAGUGCCGGCGGCGAUGUACAGGAGGAGCAGCAGGACGAGCAGGAGGAGCAGGGGGACGGUCCGGUACGGAAGAUCUCGGUCGAGUCGCUGUCCGGCAAGCGGAGCAGCCUGGAGCGGAAGGACGUGCGGCGCGACUCGCUCAAAAGCAUCGAGGACAUCGGGUACGAGAAGUACGUGAAGCGGCUGCAGCAGAAGAUCCAGCAGAUCAGCAAAGCGCGCGACUCGCUCGAGGUGAUGAAGAGCGCGAAGCGCAAAUCGCCCAAGGCUGACGGGUCGAUGGUGGCGCUGCCCCUGUCCGAGGCGGCGCCGCCCGCGACAGCAGAGAGUGUGCCCGGCGCGUCACCGAAGGCAGACCAGCCGCAGCAGCAGCAGCAGCAGCAGCAGUCGCCACAAUCGCCGGCACCAGCCGGCACGCCCGAGCCGCCCAAGAGCGUGGAGAAGAAAAUCGAGGAGAUCGCGAAGGAGCGCGUGAAGCAGAAGGAUCUCAUACACGAUCUAGUCAUGGACAAGCUGCAGACGAAGAAGCAGCUGAAUGCGGAAAAGCGCCUCAACCGCAGCCGCAACCGCAGCAACGCGCUGGGCGGCCAGCAGUCCGCCGGUGUCGCCGACGUGCCGCCCGCGGUGGACGGCGCGUCGCCCGCCCGGGCAGCCGCCAUCCCGUUGAACGGUGGGCCGGCCGCACCGGUCACGCCCGUAGCGCUCGCAACGCCCCGUGCCGGUGGCGAUGCGGCCCCCACGACGGGCCAGCUGCGCGAGGAGGCCCGCUCCCGGGCACGCCUGAAAUCUAACCAAGAUUUGGGACUGUCGCCCGAGGACCAGGUGCUGCUGCUGCGCAAAAAGUAUCACCUCACGAUGCGCGCCCUCACCAACACCACCACCGACGACGAUGACGACGCGAACAACCGGGCCGAGCCGAACAAAUCCGACGACGCCAAGUGCAAGGAUCAGCAGCAGCAGCAACACCAUCGCACGAAGCUCAUCACCUCGAAAAGCGUCAACGAUGUGUCGAUGCUGAAGCAGCAGCAACAGCACCACCACCACCACCAUCACCAUUACAACCAGGCGGCCCUUGCACACCGCCACCAUCAUCACCUGCCCCACCAGCACAGCCAGCAGCCGAGCUAUCGGAUCACGAGCGCCGGGCUCGGCGCGGCGACCGGCGAGCUGGCCGACCCGCCGGCGCUGCCCCACAAGCUCACCGACUACAUCUCCGACCCGAACCUGGUGCACAGCGGGGCGACCGAGCCGGACAGCGAGGUGCGGGUGCGGGGCGCCGCCACCAAGCGCGGCAAGGAUCGGGAGCGCCGCAAGAGCAUCAUCGAGAAGGUGUCGGAGUUUUUCAACGGGCGCAAAAAACCAACCGCGGCGGACGGCGCCGGUGGCAGCAAGGAGGCGUCCCCGACCAAGGACCGGCCCCCGAGCAAUCUGCUCGCGGUCAACGGCCAGCCGGAACCGGUGAACGGUGGCGGCAGCACCAGCCCCUCGUCCGGCGGGGGCUUUUUGCGGUUCAAAAUUUCCCCCAAGCUGAAGGACAAAUCCAAGUCAUGCUUUGAUAUGAGAAGCAUUAGUUGUGGUACGAAGGAAAGCUCUCCCUACGGUGCCCGGUGUGCCUCCGACGACUGCCUUAACACGAACGGUGCGGCGGCGGCGGGUUCGCCCACCAUCACAACGCCCGAUGCUGCCGGCCCGAAUCAUCAUCACCACAACAGCUACACGCCGAUCGGGCGCAAGGAGGCGGAAGAGCUGGAACCACCGCCCAUCCCUCCGCUGCCCCUCAACUACGAGCGUUCGGACGACGAAGCAGCAGGUGCGGCCAACGAAUCGAAAAACGAAAUCAAGAAAAUACGUGCAAUGUCGAAAACAUCGAGGCAAGCGGAAUUGAAAAGACUGAGAAUUGCUCAAGAGAUACAACGAGAACAGGCCGAGAUAGACGUCAAGAUCAAGGAUCUGGAGACGCGCGGCGUCGCGAUCGAGAAGGAGCUGCGGGGCGAAAGUGAGGCGCUGCGGCAGCACGGGCCCGCCGCCAAUCUCGGCGCGAACGACGAGGGGCUGGUGAAGGAGUGGCUGGACAUCAUGAGCAGCAUCACGCGGCUGAAGGUGCGGGACGACGAGCUGAGCAUACGGCAGCAGGAGCUGCAGCUCGAGCAUCGGCACGCCCAGCUGAAGGAGGAGCUCAACAUGCGGUUGUCAUACGGCAAGCUAGAUAAGAACUCUUCCGACGUGGCGGCCGAGGGCGCUAUACUGAACGAGAUGCUCGAGAUCGUGGCGAAGCGGCAGUCGCUCAGACCGUCGCCCGACACCAAGGCGACCGCGGCGGCGGUCGCCGCCGUUGCGGCCGGUGCCGCCAGCAGCCCCUUCGCCAACCCGACCGGCCGGAAGCCGAACGAUACCGACAUAUAAAUUACCAUCCAAACGGCACCGUGGGGCGUGUAUUUGAACGGAACAGCGGGGGAAAGAUUUCGGUUCGAAUUGUUUGAACGGGGGUUACUUCGUGCGGCCGGCAAACCCCUUUGAAAAGCAUGCAAAUGGUGCAGCACACGGCGCGAUCAUCAGUGCAUCAUCAUCCUCUCCUGCCAACGAUUUUCUCUGGUGCUUACGGUGUACAAGAUGCGGCGUUUUUUUUUACGUUACUCCAGCGCGCAAACAAGUCAAGCUUCUUAUAUAUAUAUAUAUUUUUGUGUACAUUUGUAAACUUAUUAAUGCAUUAUACGUUAAGGCGGAGCAUGGCGGAGAGAUAGGAGGAUAGCAGUGCGCAAAAGGAAGCAGACGACGAACAAACAAGAAGAUACAAAACAAGCUAAUGCAAAAAUAGUGUCCAAGAGUCGUGCAGACGAAAACAGGGAAAGGUGUGUUGCUGUGAUGAGGAACAGGAGGAAGGAACAAAAAACAAAAGAAAAACGCAUAUAUAUAUAGGGCAUAGUAUACAGGAAACAAAACAGAAAUGCAAAACAAAUCACUCGCAAGCGAUAGGAGUGGAUAGGGAUGACAGGGGAUACCGCACAAUUACACUUACAGGGUUUGCUGGGGAUUCUCUUAGUUGUGGGACACUUGUUUGUCUGUAUCUUAUUGGAAGUGAAACUUAUAUGAUGGGAAUUGGACUGUAUAGCAACCUUAUUAGGCAGGCUCCUUGGAAAUUCCUAUUAGAUUUGUCCAACAGAAAGUAUUUUCCCGUAAGAAAGAGUUAAUAUAGUGUCACACAACUAUGAGAACUCCUGGAAAACUCUGUAUUGUGUGUGUGUGUUUGCGCGAGACAGUAGUAGCCGUGUGUAGUGUUCAGGGUUUGUUUUUAGUGUUUCGUUUUGUUUUUAUCUGCUUUUCUUCAGUUUUCUUGUAAGCUUGUUUUUUUCGAAUUUUGUUCGCUUUUAAAAGCCUGUUUUGUUUAUUACUGAAUUUACAGUACACUUCAAACACUUGCAAUGCGCAAUUAGCCAAGGUUAGACUGUUUCUUUUCUUUCUUUCGUUUUUUUUUUUUUUUUUUGGUUGUUGCUAGCUAGUUCUUUACCAGUUUUCAAGCGUGUCCCCAUGACGUCAUCAAGCUUUAUCUUUUUGAGUGUGUGCUACAGUGCAGUUUGACGGUUGGACUGACAGGCAGGCAGGCGUAUCAUGAACAAGUAGUGUGUAUCAGCAUCCGCCGCGGUCGUCGUAACUAUUUAUUUAAACUGUAGAGUUAAAGUUUUUUGUUUGUUUGUUUCGUUCGUUUUGUUCGAGAUUAUUGUUUGAGAAUAUACACAAAACAAAAAUAAGAACUGUGCGGGAAAUGGAUGGCCAACGUGUGAUGAGUAAUGUGUAUGUGCGUGUGUGUGUGUGCUUCGCACUGUGAGAAAGAAAAUGUCUGUCAAUGUGCACUAAGCUUGAAAACAGUUUUGAAAACAGUACGUUACACUAGUUGCAAACAUGUUUGAAAAAGAAAAAAAACAAUUCUUCAUCCCGUGCAUUCAGUAUUACGAACACAAGCAAACACACACAUACCCAUACAUUGCACAGUUUCACGCCCUCCCAAAAAAACCCUUCCACCUCGGCAAACGAAACAACUCAAUUAUGUUUAUGUUGUAAAAACAUGAAACGACCUCAAACAUCCUAUAGAGAGAUAGAGGAAGGUGCUUCGCGAAAAAAAAACACACAAUUCGGGAGAUAAUGACAGGGAAUACAGCUGUGUAUGUGUUGCGUAAUUUAAUAGCAUGUAAAAAAAACAGGAGGAGGAAAACAAACCCAUCCAGUGAGCGAGCGAGGAAUGUUUUCUUUUCCGGGAAAAUAUUUAAAAAAAAAAAAACAAAGGAAAGCUUCUUACUCUUCUCGCCUGCACGCGCGCUCAGUUCAUUCAAAAUGAAACACAAUGAGGAAACAAAUAGACGCGCAGGCGGCGGCGGCGGCGGCGGCAAUAGAAAGCUGAGGCACAGUUGUGUCGGUGUGUCUGUAUAGGCGUGUAAGGUGAAACUAAUUUAGUUAGCAAUGCAAUUGUGCAAAAUUGUGUUACACGCUAAUUUCGAGACUAAUUAGGUAGCGGGCACGUUAGCAGCAAUAGCGGCGAAGCAAAAAGAAAAUAAUUCAAACAAAUCAAGCUCAGCGACAGGUUUGCUUACAAGCGCGCAGAGAGCACAUUACACACAUUAAUCGAUUUAAAAAAGAAAAAAAAAACGAAAAUUACAUUUACUGUGUCUCUCUUUCUCUUGUUCACACACACACACCCACAAAAGCCCCGCAUCACACACCACAAACAAACAACACACGCCGCAGAGGACAGAAUUGAUCGUUUUUCGAGUUGUGAAAGUUUUUAUUCUAGCAAUAUAGAUUAAACGUCGCAAAAACGUUUUUAAUGGCGUUUAUAUGCGUGUGUCUGUGUGUGUGUGUGAGAGAGUGUGGGGUGUGCGUGCGUGUGUUAGAACCCCUAUUUCACAUGACUAGUAAGUUUAAUUUGUGUUUCAUUGUUUCAUGAAAUGAAAUGAUAGACAGUAAGAAAGUUAAGGAACGAAAACAAACCAACACGCAACCGAAAUCAGGAAGCCGUGCAAAAGCUGGAAGCUCUCUCCCCCAAGCGAAAAAAAAAGAAGUGGAAGAAGGUGGGCGGAAGGGAGUGACCCACACCCAAUUUACCCCAAUACAUGCGUUGGAUGAAUUUAAUGAGGUUUAAAUAAAAGCACAAAAACAACUUACAAAACAAAGAGAAAACAUUAAUACAAAACAAAAACCA
Anopheles merus is the source of this 18850-nucleotide messenger RNA. RefSeq names its product F-actin-monooxygenase Mical (gene Mical). The record is from RefSeq and is a predicted model, not a curated record. Gene Ontology annotation, molecular function: protein binding. The transcript has 19 exons. The coding region runs from base 550 to 16062 and encodes 5170 amino acids. NCBI's taxonomy places the organism in Eukaryota, Metazoa, Arthropoda, Insecta, Diptera, Culicidae.